Messenger RNA from Stylophora pistillata, 1893 nucleotides. RefSeq lists its product as uncharacterized. The record is from RefSeq and is a predicted model, not a curated record. Lineage: Eukaryota; Metazoa; Cnidaria; Anthozoa; Scleractinia; Pocilloporidae.
AGUCCGAAGAUUAGGUACACGUACAUUCGCUUCAUCCUGUUCAGAUCACGUGUGAGCCCUUAAUUGGAGUCAUACGGCGUGCUCGAGUGGUUAAGGAAAAUGAAGGUUUCACGAUUGAAGCUCUUUAUGGUGUUUUUUUUUAUCUUCAUCGAUGUCGCCUUCCCAGAAUCUAUCCAGAUCGACAGGUUUAUCGUACAACCUAAAGACCCACAAACUUGGAAACGGGUGAAAGACUCGUUUGUUGUUCCGUCGUCGGCAUGUUACCAAGGGAGAAUUGGAACUGGUAGGAACUAUUGCAACGAAUCGUGUACAAAAGAUGACUCGAAAGAACAGUAUUCGUGUGAAUGUCCCCCAAAAUCUGCCACUGUAACGUUUGUGAAUAACUCAUGGAUAUGUCUAGAUAAUAUGAUGGUGCGAAAGAAACUCGGAUGUGCGGACAACACCCUAUUUCAUUAUGAAAGAGAGUGGCAUCAAUUAUACACACUGAGCAAUCAGCCGAGGUGGGGAAGAAAAACAGCAUUGUACAACGAGGAGGCCCCCUGUGUUUUAAACACUAGUUCUUCGUGGGUUAUUGGAUGUCAUGGGGAAAAAACUCCUGUUGACAAUCUUACUGAUAGAACAAAGGAAAUAUUCGUCCUCGGAUGGAGUAACAAGAGCAAGGCAUACUAUAUAAAGGUAGUUGAUCCAAUCGCCAUUUUUCAGGGAAGAAUAAUAAAUUUGGGAGUAAGCUGCUCGCAACCUUCUUCUGACUUCAAAGAAGGCUGUCUACUCUUCAAACUGGAAGGAAACAUAACAUGUCCAUUAGGGUCCUCCAUAAGGUCAAUAACUAUUCCUGCAAUUUCAUCUUCGGUGGAUACAUCACCUUCGAACCCCACGACGACGGGCACUAAGAAGACGACUUACUCAACUCAGAAAUCUUCAGUGAUAGAAUCAAGCACCAGCAAAGCCAAAAGAGGCGCAGAAACAAAUGGUGUGGUGAUUGGCAUCGCAGUGGGAUGUGCAGUUGGGGCUAUAAUUUUUCUCAGCUUCCUGGUAUUACUUUGCAAGCGAAGGAAAUCAAAAAACAAUCAGCAAGAAUCAAACCCAGCAGGACAAGGUAAUGGUGGAGCUGGGCACAAUACUGCGGAUGAUAACUCUGGCAACUGCCAUAUUUACCAAAGUAUGGACAUGAACACACCAGCUACAGCUGCACCAGUUUACGAAAAUAUGCUAACACCGGCCACAGUACCAAAUUACCAAAAUGAGCAGACCCUGGAGGGAGGCACACUAUAUGAGUCAAUGCACAACUUUGGGUCCCAAACUGAAUCUGCCUAUGAGCCCCUAAAGGGGUCUGAUGGACAAAAUGUGUAUGAGCGCCUUGACGAAAGACGUAACUGAAUUCAACUGACAACAUAGACCUUGAGAUGAAGACAAGAAAGCUCUCCUCGGUUAAAAGUUGAUUUGAGUCAAGUGCUGUUUAGGACCAAAUAGUUUUCUGUGGCAAAAUUAACAAUAACUUUCAGUUGUGUUACAGUUUGGUAAAAAAAACAUUCUGUUGAAUAUUUUUCUGUCUACAAUUUGUUAUGAUUUUGAAACAUUUUAAAGUUAAAUUUAUUCUGAGUAUGUAGAAACAGUUUAAAACAUGUACUGUUUUAAGGUGGUUUUAAAAUUUACCUUGAGUUUGUACCCAAAACAUUUUACUGGCAAGAGCUACUGAUUAUCACAUAAAACGUUUGAAUUGUGUAAAAGUAAUAGAAUUUGGAACUAAUUUUUAAGAUAAAUUAAGAAUAUAAAAUGAAGAGAAAAUCUGUAGAAUACUUAGUAAAUCGAUAAAAAAGGCAAUGAGUAAUGAGGGAAACGAGAAAAAAAGUAAUCAAACAACAACAAACAUAUGAAACAUAUGUGUGAACUGCG